This is a messenger RNA of Ipomoea nil (Japanese morning glory), 3096 nucleotides long. Its product is annotated as LRR receptor-like serine/threonine-protein kinase FLS2. Gene Ontology annotation, molecular function: protein binding. Bases 1 to 2931 code for a protein of 976 amino acids. The transcript is spliced from 2 exons. Lineage: Eukaryota; Viridiplantae; Streptophyta; Magnoliopsida; Solanales; Convolvulaceae. The record is from RefSeq and is a predicted model, not a curated record.
AUGAUGAGAAUCUCCAUUUUCACUCAUCUUUUUCACAUCCUUUAUUUGCUUGCACUAAACACCGCACCCUUACAUGCAAACAAAGAAGAAGCUGAAGCUCUCUUAAAAUGGAAGAUCAAUGGCGUAUCAUCAUCAUCUACUUCUGUACUAGAUUCCUGGUCUGUAGAGAGCCUCACAAAUGUGUGCAGUUGGGAGGGCAUCAUCUGUAACUCAGAUGGUUCUAUUUCAGAGCUAAAUCUACCUCAUGGAAACAUCAUAGGUACACUUGAGCCCCUCGCUUUUUCCUUACUUCCUAAUCUUACUCGCAUCAAUCUUAAUAACAAUAGUUUGAGCGGAAUGAUACCAUCCGCUAUCAGCACCCUCCUUAAGCUCACUUUUCUAGAUUUGAGCCAUAACAACCUAAAGGGGGCAAUACCAGUAGAGGUUGGUCAGUUGACAGAGCUCAGGUACUUUAGUUGUUUCAAAAACUUUUUGGACGAUGUGAUUCCAUUUGAAAUUAGCAAUCUCCAAAGAUUGAGGUACCUGGAUCUGGGAGCGAAUAAUCUGGAAACUUCCAAUUGGUCUAAAUUCCAUGCUAUGCCUUUGUUGUCGCAUCUCAACCUCCGUGCUAAUGAGUUCACAUUGGAUUUUCCAAAAGACUUGAUAACAAGUUGCCCAAACCUGUCUUACCUUGAUUUGUCAAAAAAUCAUUUUACCGGCCAAAUCCCAGUAUCUGUGUUUUCCAAACUAGAGAAGCUGGAGCAUCUUGAUCUUGGUAAUAAUUUCUUCCAAGGACCUUUUCCCAUUAGUCUUACCAACUUGUCUAGUCUUAAAUUUCUUCGUCUUUCAUGCAACAACCUUUCUGGUACAAUUCCGGAUGAAAUUGGUUUGAUCACCAGUCUUCAAGCACUGAAAUUGUACAAUAAUUCAUUUCAGCGGAAGAUUCCGCCUUCCAUUGGAAGCUUGAAACAUCUUCAGUUUCUUUCUCUUGGAAUGAAUUAUCUGAAUUCUAUGUUACCCUUUGAACUUGGGCUAUGCACAAAUCUUGAAAUCUUGCUUCUAGAUAAUAACUUUCUAACAGGCAAGUUGCCUCUCAGCAUGGCCAAUCUUUCCAAACUAGUUGAGUUAGAUUUAUCUUCCAAUAUUCUUUCAGGUCCGUUAGUACCACACCUCAUUGCUAACUGGACACAAUUAACUUCCUUGUUUAUAAGCAGAAAUAAUUUGUCUUGUCGCAUUCCCUCAAACAUUGGGGAUCUGCAAAAGUUGUCUGAACUUAACCUUGAAAAAACCCACCUCUAUGGUCCGAUUCCUCCAACAAUUGGAAAUUUGACAGAGCUCAUUCUGAUAGAUCUUUCAGAUAACUAUCUUAGGGGAUCAAUACCAUGGGAAGUGGGAUAUUUAACAUCACUAUCUAUUGUUUCCAUAAAUACCAACUUGCUUCAUGGACCUGAUACCUUAUCAGUCUUUUGCAAUGUCACAUCUCUUUCAGUCCUUGUUAUAGGCUUUAACAAAUUGAAUGGACAUAUUCCAAAUUGCUUGGGAAACAUCACGAAUCUAAAUAGUUUGCAACUUGAUGACAAUGAGUUUGACGGGGGUAUCCCAAAAUCACUAUGCAAUGCAUGCCACCUUCGAUUGCUUGGCCUGUCAAGCAAUUACUUGAGUGGUGUAAUUCCAACGUGCAUGGGAAAUUUUAGUAAUCAACUCUCAGUCUUGAAUCUUGACAAUAAUAAUUUGCAUGGUGCUAUGCACGGAGAGUUUUGCAGUUCAACCUCUUUCAAUUUUAUUGACCUAUCGGAAAAUAGUUUGAGUGGUGUUAUUCCACCGUGUUUGGGAAAUCUAAGCACAACAUUGUGGCUACUUGAUUUAAGCAUGAAUCACUUUUAUGGAAACAUUCCAGAAGAAGCUUUAAAGGGUGAUGUUCUGCAAGUUCUCAUCUUGGGUUAUAAUGAAUUUGAAGGACCUUUACCUCGUACUCUAAUCAAUUGCACAGUUCUCAAAGUUCUUGAUGUUGGAAACAAUGGACUAAAUGACUCAUUCCCACACUGGUUAGAUGCUCUUCCACAUUUGGUAGUGCUCAUCUUAAGCUCUAACAAUUUUCAUGGAGUAAUAGGCGGCAAUACUACCACCAAGGUUCCAUUCCCUAUGUUGCGAAUUCUUGAUCUCUCCAACAAUCACUUCACUGGGCAUUUGCCUGAAUAUUAUUUGCUGCAUUUUACUGGGAUUAUAAAUGAUAUUACUUCUGAUUUAGAAGUAACAUACUUUGAUGGCAAUAUGGUUUAUGGUCUUGGAAGUUCUAUAAUGCUAGUGGUGAAAGGGUCUGAGCUUCCCGUGGAAGAAAUUCUAAACCUCUACACACUUAUAGACUUAUCAAGUAACAUGUUUGAUGGCGAUAUUCCUAUUUCCAUAGGAAUCCUUCAUUUCCUUCGGCAUCUCAAUCUGUCUCAUAACAGGCUAACUGGCCAUAUACCAUCAUCAUUGGGAAAUCUGACAUUGCUUGAAGCACUAGACAUGUCUUGCAACGAGCUGACAGGGAAGAUUCCAUGGCAAUUCUCAAAGCUUGGAUUUCUUGAAGUACUGAACCUCUCCUAUAAUCAUUUAUUGGGAGCAAUACCCCGCAGCGGGCAACUUGAUACAAUUGCCAAUGACUCCUACCUGGGAAAUACAGCACUGUGUGGCUUUCCAUUGACUGUGGAAUGUGAAGCCAGAAAACCACAUGUGCGGUCACAAGAAGAAGAAGAAGAAGAAGAAGGGGAUUCAGGUUUUUUUAAUGGAUUUUCUUGGCAGAGUGUGACGAUAGGAUACUGCUGUUCAUUUCCAUUUGGAGUCUGUGUGGGAUAUUUUGCUUUGCGAUAUGGAAAACUCAACUGGUUGCUAAGGAAACUCAUAUGGAAGAGAAGAAAGGGUUCCAAAACUACUCUUCCAAGAAGACAUGGCAGAAGAAGAACAAAUUAAAUUAUAUUUGCAAAGAACUUUAAGUUGUUGCAUUUCAUAGGCCUUAGCUUGUGAUUGCAGGCGGACAGUUUAAAAGGGCAGCGUGCACACAAGUUCUCACCCGGCCAGCUUGGGAUGGGAACCUUUAUGGGGCAAAUUAUGCCCUGGACCCGUGUCCACAAUGAA